Molecule: messenger RNA, 2655 nt
Organism: Bacidia gigantensis
Lineage: Eukaryota; Fungi; Ascomycota; Lecanoromycetes; Lecanorales; Ramalinaceae
Exons: 3
Coding region: 1-2655 (884 amino acids)
Biological process (GO): glycogen catabolic process
Cellular component (GO): cytoplasm
Molecular function (GO): pyridoxal phosphate binding; glycogen phosphorylase activity
Source: RefSeq, a predicted model, not a curated record
AUGGCUACCACGACUGCCCGCCAACGCAAACCCUCCACCAGCGCUCGCAUUUCUGACCUGAAAGGCCCAAUUGGCCCCGAGGGCAUCUCUCGCCCGAAGCACAAGCGAACAGCGACCGGCUUUGGGCCUGGUGAAAUAAAACACGUUGAAUCCAGUAUACCCGAGGGACAGAGAUCGGCUUGGAAGAAACAUUCUGCCCAGGGCUUCACCACGAAAGAGCAAUUCGAAGAUGAGGCGGUUCGACACAUUGAAACUACGCUCGCCCGAUCACUAUACAACUGUGAUGAGCUUGCCGCGUAUUCCGGCGCUGCCCUUGCCUUCCGAGACAGACUUGUCAUCGACUGGAACAAGACACAGCAAAGACAGACCUUUGCCGAUCAGAAGCGGGUAUACUAUUUGUCGUUGGAAUUCCUGAUGGGCAGAGCAUUUGACAAUGCAAUGCUGAACGUAGGGCUCAAAGAUGUUGCCAAACAAGGACUGAGUGAACUUGGCUUCAGAAUGGAGGACAUCAUAUCACAAGAGCACGACGCAGCGCUCGGGAACGGUGGCCUCGGUCGUCUUGCUGCUUGUUUUCUGGAUAGUAUGGCAACCAUGAACUUCCCGGCAUGGGGCUAUGGGCUUAGGUACAGAUAUGGAAUAUUCAAGCAGGAGCUUGUGGAUGGUUAUCAGGUGGAGGUGCCAGAUUACUGGCUUGAUUUCAAUCCUUGGGAGUUUCCUAGACAUGAUGUAUCGGUACCCAUCCAAUUCUACGGAGGGGUUAGCAAAAAGACCAAUGACAAAGGCAAGACGACUGCAGUCUGGGAGGGAGGUGAGGUCGUGGAUGCUAUAGCAUAUGACGUCCCUAUUCCAGGCUAUGCAACACCAACUACGAACAAUCUCCGUCUGUGGUCCUCACAAGCAUCAAAAGGCGAAUUUGAUUUCCAAAAGUUCAACUCUGGCAACUAUGAGGGCUCAGUAAGCGAUCAGCAGCGAGCAGAAACUAUCUCUGCGGUGCUCUAUCCAAACGAGAAUUUUGACCAAGGUAAAGAGCUUCGCCUCAAGCAGCAGUAUUUCUGGUGCGCAGCAUCUCUGUUUGAUAUAGUCCGCCGCUUCAAGAAAUCGAAGAAGCCUUUGUCAGCCUUUGCCGAUAAUGUUGCGAUACAGAUCAAUGACACCCACCCAACCCUUGCUAUUGUGGAAUUACAACGUAUCUUUGUUGAUUUGGAAGGCUUAGAGUGGGAUGAGGCAUGGAAUCUUGUGGUCAAUACCUUUGGAUACACUAAUCACACGGUAAUGCCAGAAGCUCUGGAGAAGUGGUCCGUACCUUUGAUGCAGAAUCUUCUCCCAAGGCAUCUACAAAUAAUAUAUGACAUCAACAUGAAGUUCCUUCAGAUGGUGGAAAAGAAAUUCCCCAAAGAUCGUGAUAUGCUUGGACGGGUCUCCCUGAUUGAGGAAUCCCAGCCAAAGAUGGUCAGAAUGGCUCACCUUGCCACUAUUGGAAGCCACAAAGUCAAUGGUGUUGCCGAGUUGCACUCUGACCUAGUCAAGACCACUAUCCUGAAGGACUUUGUGACGAUAUAUGGCCCAGACAAAUUCACGAAUGUGACGAAUGGUAUCACGCCAAGGAGAUGGCUUCACCAAGCAAAUCCACGUCUAUCAGAUCUCAUUGCAUCUAAGCUGGGUGGUUAUGACUAUCUCACAGAUCUGACGAAGCUCAACAAGCUCGAGGCGUUUAUUGAUGACAAAGCCUUCAAGAAAGAAUGGCAGGAGAUCAAGGUCGCUAACAAAAUGCGCUUGGCGGAGCACAUCAAGAAUACAACUGGUGUCAGUGUAAACCCCAAGGCGCUGUUCGACAUUCAAGUCAAGCGCAUACACGAAUACAAGAGACAGCAGCUCAACAUCCUUGGUGUAAUUCAUCGCUACCUAACGAUCAAAGCAUUAAGUCCAGAAGAGCGCAAGAAGCUUGCCCCACGCGUAUCGAUUUUUGGUGGUAAAGCAGCGCCAGGCUACUGGAUGGCGAAGACUAUCAUUCAUCUUGUCUGCGCCGUAGGUGAGGUAGUCAACAACGACAAAGACGUUGGCGAUCUCUUGAAGGUCAUCUACGUGGAGGACUACAACGUCAGCAAAGCCGAGAUCCUCACUCCAGCUUCUGACAUCAGUGAGCAUAUAUCGACCGCGGGCACUGAAGCCUCAGGCACCAGUAAUAUGAAAUUUGUCCUCAACGGUGGUUUGGUUAUAGGAACGUGUGAUGGAGCUAAUAUCGAGAUCACCCGAGAAAUCGGCGAGUCGAAUAUCUUCCUCUUUGGCCAUUUGGCAGAAGACGUCGAAGACCUUCGCCACGCUCAUCAAUUCGGCAACUUCCAACUCGACCCCGACCUCGCUAAGGUCUUCGAAGCCGUCAAAGGGGGCAUGUUCGGUGACGCCGAUCGCUUCAGACCUCUUUGUGAUAGCAUUAUUGACCACGGCGAUUAUUAUCUUGUCUCUGACGACUUCAAUUCCUACGUCGAGACCCAUAAGCUUGUUGAUGAAGCUUUCAAGGACCCGGACACGUGGCUUGAGAAAUGCAUCACCUCUGUUGCCAGAAUGGGCUUCUUCAGCAGCGAUAGGUGCAUUCAGGAAUAUGCGGAGGAAAUCUGGAACUGUGAACCCCUGCCGCCUCAGACGAACGGGGCCUGA